Messenger RNA from Rhodotorula toruloides NP11, 858 nucleotides. RefSeq lists its product as uncharacterized. The record is from RefSeq and is a predicted model, not a curated record. Lineage: Eukaryota; Fungi; Basidiomycota; Microbotryomycetes; Sporidiobolales; Sporidiobolaceae. The coding region runs from base 1 to 858 and encodes 285 amino acids. The transcript has 3 exons.
AUGCGCCGCUCAGGGACCCCGCUGCACGGCUCCGAAGCGCAUCUGCACGUCGGACGCCUACGCAUUCCAACUGAAUUGCCGGCCUUCCCUUAUGCGCGCACAUACCGCAAUGCGCGACCCACGGCGAGCGAGUUGUUGUGGACGCCAGAUGAACCGCCUCGCGAGUUCACGCUGGACGCGAUCCACAAACUGGCUCCCCAGUUGAUGGAAGCCUCGCAACGAACAAUCAUCCAGCCGCGCCCCUACACCCCCAGUCUCGACAAGCCAACGACGGAUAACCCGCCAGCUCUCUGCAUCCCUCCUCCUGCGCCUCUCCCGAUCCCGACACACGUUCUACAGAUCACCUUCCCCGUCUCGCACGAGAAGAUGGACGUCCCUAUCCACGGACUCGUCUGGUCGCUCAAGUGUCGAACGCUCGCGCAUGUUCACACCUCGACCUACGACUCUCGCUACCCGCCCUCUCCUUCCCCUUCUCCACCCUCCCCACCGUCGCCCCUGCAACUCGGCUCGACCGCCCGCGUGUCGAGCAUCAUGCCGCUCGUCUCGCUCCCUAUCGUUCCAAUCUCAAUCCCAUUCCGCACAGUCUGGCCUGUCCUCUACACCUACAUCCACACCGGCUCAACCGCCUCGCUCCUCGGCAACUUGAUCACCUACCCCGUCCCGCCCUCACCUUUCGAAUCCCGACCUACGGAACUUGGAGCGGUCAUUGCGAGGUUGGAGUGGGUCAGGAGGUUGUGUCAUGAUGUGGACGCGUUGGAGGUCGAGGAUGAGGAGCUGUGGGACACGAUGGCGAGGGCUUGGAGUGUGUUGGUGGCCAAGUUGAGGGAGGAGUUGGCGGAGGAUGUGCAGCCGCCUUGA